Messenger RNA from Pochonia chlamydosporia 170, 2058 nucleotides. Its product is annotated as calponin. The coding region runs from base 1 to 2058 and encodes 685 amino acids. The record is from RefSeq and is a predicted model, not a curated record. The transcript has 2 exons. NCBI's taxonomy places the organism in Eukaryota, Fungi, Ascomycota, Sordariomycetes, Hypocreales, Clavicipitaceae. Gene Ontology annotation, molecular function: protein binding.
AUGGCCUCGGUCACGUCCCUGGACAAGGACCUGCGCAAGAUGCGCCUGGACAAAUACACGCCUGCCGCUGCCAACGAGGCACGCUCGUGGAUUGAGGAGGCUCUUGGAGAGAGGCUACCAUCUUCAGAUCUGCUGGAGGGCUUGAAAGAUGGCGUUGCGCUGUGCAAACUCGUCAACCUCGCAACUCCUCCGCCGGGCAUCAGGUUCAAGCAGUCUGCCAUGCCCUUUGUUCAAAUGGAAAACAUCUCACAUUUCCUACGCGCCUGUCAGUCCCCGCCGCUGAACCUCCAACAGCACGACACCUUUCUCACCGUCGACCUCUACGAGCAAAAGGAUCCCGCGCAGGUUCUCCAGUGCCUCGGAGCAUUCAGCAGGGCCGCGCACGACGCCAACCCAGGCCGUUUCCCUGAGCCGAUAGGUCCGAAGACCAGGGCAGCCGGAGGAAUCAGCCCGCAGGCAUCGGGAUACGGCUCACCCACUGGCCUUCGCGGCCGUGGUACCUCCAUCACGAGCAAUUCAUCCUCCGCAUAUGGAUCGAGACCGGUGCUUCCUCAUAGAACUGGCGAUACCACUCCCACUGGCCGCCGUAGUCCGACCAAGAGCCCGACGGCGAACCCCGGAUCUCCCGGCCCUGUUAGCAGCUGGAGUAAGCGGGAGCAUGAGGGGUCUACGGCGCCGGCGUGGAACAUUGCCCAAUACGGGUACAUGGGCGGUGCGAGUCAGGGUAAUCUAGGUAUAUCCUUUGGCGGUAUGCGACAAAUCACGAGCGCGAGUCCGCACGUACCUAGUCUGGCCGACAAGGAGCGUAAACGAAAGGAAGAGGCCGAGAGACAAGAGGAGGAGGAACGACAGCGACGCGCCCAGCUGGAAGCCGAGGAGGAGGCAGCUCGACGAGAGGAGGAACGCAGAUGGGAACAAGAAACGCAGAGGCUGCGCGAGGAGGAACGCCGAAAGGCCGCCGAGGAAAAGCGCAGGUGGGAAGAGCAAGAACGUCAAUGGAAGCUGACGGAGGAGAAACGACGUCAGGAGGAGCACGAAGCUGCAGCCAGGCUGGAGGAGGAGCGUAAACGAGCCAGAAGCCGCAGCGACGCCAGACUGCAAGGCCAAUUCCUGAGCCAGUACCAGGCCGAGCAGGCGGAAGCAGAUCGUCGAAACAACCGCAGCCAGCAACUCGAGGAGCAGCUUGAACGGGCUCGCCAACGCGAGGCCGAGUACGAGCGUGAGCGCCAAACACGCAGCACCAGCAGACCCGUCGGCGAAAUCGUCCCCAACAAGGCACGCUCCAGGAGCCGUGGUCACCGCGGUACAUCACCAUCGCCCUCUGCCCCCUCGGCCGUAGGACCGCAACGCUCGCAGAACCGCUACGAAUCAUGGACCAAAGACGACGAGCGCAAGUAUCUCCAGACCCAGUGGACCGAGCACCAGCACGACUCGCGAGAAUCGACCCUCGAGGAUUCAGUGCAAGCUGAAGUCCAACCAACACCUCCCCUCGUCACAUCCCCCCGUCCUCUCCCCGAGCCAAACGUCACACCCAAACCGAAACCCAAACCACAAAUACCUACAUCGCCCAAUCCCCCCAGCAGCAGCCGACCGCUCCCCGACCCCAAAAAGUACACGUCUCCCCCCUCGGCAUCCUCACAAACCAGAACAGAUCGCUUCCUCGCCACCAACACACCCCCCACUCAACCCAAGCCCCAUCAAACAUAUGCGCGUGAACUAGGCGCCACCGAAGAACGAGACGGCGAAGACCGUCGCCGCGUGCAGAGCCAGGCGCAAACAAAAGCCGGCGGAUGGGCGUCAAAGUCCCUCCUCGAGCGGGAGAUGGAGAUGGAGCGCCAGCGCCAGCAGGAGUGGGAGGAGUCGCAGAAGGAGACGGCCAAGGCGGUCCGCUCGGGAGAAGGCGUCGACGGCAUUGGGGGAGGCGUCGGUGGUAGAUGGGACGUAGGUCAAUGGAGUGGCUAUACGGGCGGCGAUUCGCAGAAUAGGGGAGCCCAGGGAAUUGGUUCGGGGAGGAGACAGAUUGUUGGUCCGAGGCCUUUGCCUGGUUCGAAUCGGUGA